ACUGAAGGACAAAUUUAGGAGGAGGAAGCAGGCCCGCUUCCCUAAGGACAGUCACAGCCUGUGCUAAGCCAUCCUAGCACCAUGAGCUUACUGGCAGCCCAACCAACAAGGUAAAGUGCCCACCUUACAUUGUUCCAAGUCAGGAAAUGGACACCUACAUGAGGAGAUUCAUCACCUCGAGGCCACAGGAACUGGAAAGUCCAAGGACCAAUUUCUGACAAACUUAGGAAAGGGGCUCUGGGCCACCAAACUGGCUGGUCAGGGUGAUUAGGGAACUCUGAAAACAAUCCUGCUGCCUCCCUACCCCCAGAUUCAACCUUCCCACCGCCACAACAGGGGGAAACUGAGGCAGCAGCCAGCCACGUGAAGGUGCCGGCAUCACUGUGAGCAGCCUCGAGGUGUAGGGAAGUCGGGGAGUCCAGGCAGCCAGUGAGAACUAGAGACCUUGGUGCUGGGUCUCUGUGAGUGGAAAGUGGUAACACAGGCGUUCAUGGAUGUGGUCUUGUGGGGGUGUAGAUAGGCAUGUGAGCAUGGGCUAGUCACUGUGUGAAUAUGUGUAAAUGUGGUUUAGGAGUAUGUGAUUGUGUGUGUGCUGAGUGUACUAGUGGGAAGUGAGGGGACACCGAACACUUUAUCGGUGGUCCCUCUGAUCAUUAGGUCCUCCCUCCAGCACGGGGCAAGGACCAGUAACAUAGCUGGGAGGGGAAGGCCACUCAGGAGGAGGACAGGGACAAGUUCUGGGAACGAGGCUGUGACCACAUUAGAGGGUGACAGGUGACAGGUGGGUGGCAGAAUCCAUUCCCAAGACCCUGGAUUGUUGCCGGAAAUCUGCCGAGCAGGGUAGUCAGGCUGGGGGAGGGGGAGCUUCUUGGGAUCUCCAGCCACCCUCCAGAAGCACGUGGAGAGCACAUGUGACGGACAGUGGCCACCCGGGCACCUGACUCUCCUUGACCCCUCUCUGUGCCCUCUGGCAGCCCAACCUCCCUGACAAGAUACCGCAGGGCAGAGGGCAAAGGCCGGUUCUCCGCCCCCUUUAUAAAGAGGCCCCAGACUGGUGGAGCUCUGGAGGUGGAGUGAGAGUGCCCCACUGGCCUGGUCCUGGGUGCCGGCUUGGUGAGGAACCCACCGCACACGGAGGCAGCCAUGGGGCUGCUGUCUGGGGACAUGCUGGGGGCCCUGGCCGUGGCCUUGCUCAUCUUCUCGCUCUUGCUGGACCUGAUGCACCGGCGCUCACGUUGGGCCGCACGCUACCCACCAGGCCCCACGCCGCUGCCCGUGCUGGGUAACCUGCUGCAGGUGGACUUCGAGGACCCGCGUCCCAGCUUUAGCCAGCUGCGGCGCCGCUUCGGGAACGUGUUCAGCCUGCAGCAGGUCUGGACGCCUGUAGUCGUGCUCAACGGGCUGGCAGCAGUGCGCGAGGCGCUGGUGUACCGCAGCCAGGACACUUCCGACCGUCCACCUCCGGCCGUCUAUGAGCACCUGGGUUACGGGCCGCGCGCUGAAGGAGUAAUCCUGGCGCGUUAUGGGAACGCGUGGCGGGAGCAGCGGCGCUUCUCCUUGUCCACCCUGCGCAACUUCGGCCUGGGGAAGAAGUCACUGGAGCAGUGGGUGACCGAGGAGGCCUCUUGCCUCUGUGCCGCCUUCGCCGACCAGGCCGGACGUCCAUUUAACCCCAAGGACCUCCUGAAUAAAGCAGUGAGCAACGUGAUCGCCUCCCUGACCUUCGGGUGUCGCUUCGAGUACAAGGAUCCUCGCAUCGUCAAGCUGUUGGACGUGAUGGAGGAUAUGCUGAAAGAAGAAUCUAGCUUAGUGCGCCAGGUGGUGGAAGCUGUGCCAGCGCUCCUGCGCAUCCCAGGGCUCGCUGCCAAGAUCUUCCCGGGGCAGAAGGCCUUCAUGGCCCUGAUUGAUGAGCUGAUCGCUGAGCAGAAGAUGACCCGGGACCCGACUCAGCCACCCCGAGACCUGACCGACGCCUUCCUGGAUGAGGUGAAGGAGGCCAAGGGGAACCCCGAGAGCAGCUUCAAUGAUGCGAACCUUCGCCUGGUGGUGGCCGACCUGUUCUCCGCCGGGAUGAUCACCACCUCGACCACACUGGCCUGGGCCCUCCUCCUCAUGAUCCUGCACCCAGACGUGCAGCGACAUGUCCAGCAGGAAAUCGAUGAGGUGAUAGGGCAGGUGAGGCGACCAGAGAUGGGGGAUCAGGCCCUCAUGCCCUUCACCGUGGCCGUGGUCCAUGAGGUGCAACGCUUUGCAGACAUCAUCCCUCUGGGAGUGCCCCACAUGACAUCCCGUGACAUCGAGGUGCAGGGCUUCCACAUCCCAAAGGGGACGACACUCAUCACCAACCUGUCGUCAGUGCUGAAGGACGAGACCCUCUGGAAGAAGCCCUUCCGCUUCCACCCGGAGCACUUCCUGGAUGCCCAGGGCCGCUUCGUCAAGCAGGAGGCCUUCAUACCCUUCUCCGCAGGCCGCCGCGCGUGCCUCGGGGAGCCCCUGGCCCGCAUGGAGCUCUUCCUCUUCUUCACCAGCCUCCUGCAGCGCUUCAGCUUCUGGGUGCCUGCCGGGCAGCCACACCCCAGCUACCACGGUGUCUUUGCCUUCCUGGUGUCCCCAGGCCCGUACCAGCUCUGUGCGGUGCCCCGCUAGAGGCAGGCACCCAGCCCCCAACCUCAGCGGUAGCCCUGAUGUUCAAUAAACCAGUGUCUGGUGGCUCCA
Messenger RNA from Odocoileus virginianus texanus, 2715 nucleotides. RefSeq names its product cytochrome P450 2D6. Gene Ontology annotation, molecular function: oxidoreductase activity, acting on paired donors, with incorporation or reduction of molecular oxygen, reduced flavin or flavoprotein as one donor, and incorporation of one atom of oxygen; heme binding; iron ion binding. Gene Ontology annotation, cellular component: cytoplasm; intracellular membrane-bounded organelle. Gene Ontology annotation, biological process: xenobiotic metabolic process; arachidonate metabolic process. NCBI's taxonomy places the organism in Eukaryota, Metazoa, Chordata, Mammalia, Artiodactyla, Cervidae. The record is from RefSeq and is a predicted model, not a curated record.